GAAAAUUUCCCAAUUUUUUUUUGUUGCUUUUUUUACACUUCUUUUUGGUUGUUUCCCUUUGUUUUUCUUUUUUUUCUGCGAAAAAGAGAUUCAAGCACAAGGUCCUGUUAGGCUUGGUCCGGCUUUUCGUUCUUCAUUAAACCCCGUGCAUUCCAGCUCAGUUUUACCAAAAAAACGAGAAGCGAUUAUCCGACUGUUCGUGAUUGUCGCUGUUUAGUUUGACCUUGCUAUGAGAGGUCGAAGCAAAGGAAACAAAGUCAUUGACAUUCGUCUCAAAGAAGAAAAGUUUUACUUUCCAGGCGAAGUUAUCAAAGGCGAUGUUAUUGUGCAUCCCAAGAGUGCCACGAAAACGAACCACAUUGUCGUUCGGUUCACGGGCGAAAUCUUUUUGUCUGUAAAGGACAAGGAAACUAUCAAUCUAUUCCAAAACACAAAGAUACUUCCUGUUUCCAAGAUCGAAGGCAGCAAAACCCAUGUCUUGGAACCACGGCAACACAAGUUUUCAUUUGAAUUCACCGUACCCAACGAUCUCAAUUUACCCAGCAGUAUGGAGUUUGGUAAACGAAAGGCACGCAUUCGAUAUUGGAUUACCGCCAUUCACGAUCGACCCAUGAUGCCUGAAUCGCUUUGCGCCAAAGCCGAAUACAUUGUUCCUAUUUUGGAAUUUGUCGAUAUCACCACACCGGUUUACGCCAAACCACAAGAGAAAGCAAUUGACCUUGUAUUACCCCAUGCAAAGUAUAAUCAAAAAUGCCAGCUUAGCCUCUCUAUCCCGCGCUUUGGCUACACAAGAGGUGAUAUCGUACCUUUACGUAUUGUUGUCAAUCAUUUUGAACCUUUCACACGAGAGCAAGCCUUGGAAGUAGAAUUAGUAAGAACCGUCGAAAUCCGCACGUGCAGAAAUACCGUCUUCAAAGAGCACAUUUUACGAUCCACGAAACAUGAUGUCAAAAUCCUGGGCCCUUACAAUUUCUCGAUAUCGAUCAAUUGCCAGUUACUGAUUCCCACAUCGACUCCACCCACCAUUCGUUACAAAGAUAAAAUGCUGCAUAUUCACUAUAAAGCACGGGUGCGACUCAACUUGACCGGCAAACCGUCUACGGCCGCGCAGCAGUCGUGGCUUGAAAUGCCCAUUAUUGUAGGCACAUGGCCACGCGCCUCGGUACCGAUUGACGAUGAUGAUGAUGACGAGAUAUCGGAACGCAUGGGCGUCAUGAUGCUUAGCGAUGAUAUGGAUAGUGAUACCGAAGACAAUGACAGUUUUUACGAAGGGAAACGAGGAAGCGAAGAUCGGUUAGCCUUACAGAUCAAACGGCUUUCGGUGGCCUCGAGUUCUUCAACCACUUUUACGUUACGUAAUGCGAAAAGCAGCACCGCCGUAGGCCGUUCAGAUUCCACGGCUUCGCGGUCUUCCAACAAAUCUCAUGGGUCCAUGUCCUCCUGGCGAUCCAGUCAAUCCUGGGGCGAGAAUAAUGCACCCUUAUCACGCAACGCCUCGCUGGCCACCACCGUGUCAGCCCCAGAUUAUCAGAAACAAUCCACCACGGCGUCGUAUCGGACCAGCAUUGUUGGUCAACCAUCGCUGCCGCCCCCAGGUAUGUAUGGCGGCGGUAACAUCAACCUCAACCGAUCUUCCUCCACGCCCGAUCUCUUGGCUCAGCCUGUGAACCACCCUCCUCCUUCAUCCAAUAAUGGGUUCAAAGGUUAUCCUCGAAGCACCUUGGGAGGGCCGUUGAUUGCUCCCUUGACACCACAUCAUGAACCUGGAGCGGUCGAUCCGUAUGCAUCCAACGUGGCGAUGCGGAACCGGCCAGUCAAUGCUAUCCACACCGUUAAUCCACCUAUCUAUCAUCCUACGACACCAGCGCCCAUGGGUAACCAGGUCACGGCUCCCACGCCCAAUCGCCAUUCUCGCAUGCGUUCCGACGACUAUCGAUAUUCUCACCUUCAACCUAUUCCCCCUUCCUCUCCUCCAGUGAUGCGAUCGCCCAUUUCACCGCAAUCGCCCGUGAGUGGUUCGACCCAACUCAACGUUCCAACUCAUAUCCUUCAGCCUAUGCCGUCGGCGUCCAAAUCGUACACGACCAUGUACGAUCGCCACCGGUCGACUUCGGAAUAUUCCAUGCGUGAUGCCGCCCGACCGCGGCGCCCCAGCAGCGGUGCCUCGUUUGGAAGCAAACCGCCGCAUCGCAAUUAUAAUUAUUCAUACUACGACGACAUGUCGGAUAGUGAUCAGGGGAUGGGGAACCCUACUUCGCCAACACCAUCGGACUCAUCAGACGACGACGACGACGAUGACAAUGAUCUGUUCCGCAUCAUUGAAAAGAAAAAGAAACAAGCUGAAAGAGAAGCGCGUCAAAGACAACGCAUGGUGUACACGGUGGCCGAAUAAAAUGGCGACACGAUGAAUGAUGAACCUGAUCAUCUCUUUUUUUCUUAUAUCUCUUUUUUUGUUUUCUCCUUUUCCUCCCGCAUACUUACACACACACACUCACCUCACAUAUAUACACGCAAAUCCCCCUCCGGUACAGUAUAAUUUACUUUGUAAAUCGACUUAAUUGUAAAAGAAACUUCUAUAUUAUAAUAAUCUUUUUUUUUCUUGCCUGUUUCUUUUCUGAUAACGGUGUACGUAAUACAUAUUGUGUAAUGUCUCUGGACCGAUGGAUUGUCUGAUGGAUUUAAUUUGGCAUUGAAGCAAGAAUAGGAA
Messenger RNA from Radiomyces spectabilis, 2707 nucleotides. RefSeq lists its product as uncharacterized. NCBI's taxonomy places the organism in Eukaryota, Fungi, Mucoromycota, Mucoromycetes, Mucorales, Radiomycetaceae. Gene Ontology annotation, cellular component: cytoplasm; plasma membrane; cytosol. The record is from RefSeq and is a predicted model, not a curated record. Gene Ontology annotation, molecular function: ubiquitin protein ligase binding; protein-macromolecule adaptor activity. Bases 230 to 2392 code for a protein of 720 amino acids. Gene Ontology annotation, biological process: ubiquitin-dependent endocytosis. The transcript has 5 exons.